AUGAUCUUUAGCACUGACAACGGUGGAGUACCUAAAAACGGGGGAUAUGACUACCCCCUGAGGGGAAGAAAAGACACUCUAUGGGAAGGAGGAAUCAGAGGGGUAGGGUUCGUACAUGGUGACAUUCUCUCCAGGAAAGGAGUGAAUUGUACAGGACUUAUUCACGUGACUGAUUGGUAUCUAACCUUAGUUAAUCUGGCUGGUGAGUAUAUGCAUGGCUACAGUGCUUUUGACCCAGGAGCCCAUCAGGUCUUCUCGGUUUUAUCUAAGAGGUGCUUUGUUUAGAGACAUUCCAUCAUGAGAGCGUUGUAUUCCAUUCACAGUUUAUUUAUUCCUAUAGCUUUCAUACACACGUCACAUCUGUUACACAUUUCACCCCACUUUCUUUGCACAUAUAUAGCGCGCGCGGAAUAUUUUCUCAUCCCUGAUGAUGCCGUUGAUCAGUGAAAGCUUGGAUUUUGUAUUUUACUUUUUAAACAGCAGUUUAAGGCCUCACUAGAACAGUUUUAUAGUUUUAAAAGGUUAACAUCUCAUGUAAACAAACUCACUUGUCUGUCGGGUACAAUAUAUUUUAGGUGGGCAAUUGGAUGAGGAGGAACUCGGUGCCCUUGAUGGUCACGACGUAUGGAAGGCAAUUUCUAAUGGCGAGCCUUCACCUCGCACAGAGAUUCUUCAUAACGUAGACACUCCUUCUGUUCCACACCAGUUGGACUUUGCUUAUCAAGGAAUUGGUCUUCGUGUUGGAGACAUGAAACUUCUCAUGGGGGUCCCUAACAUCUCUUACUUCAUACCACCCGAAGAACGGAAUUCUUCUCAAGGAAAUGAAGUGUAUUUGUACGAGUUUGAAGGUGUAAGCUAGUUCUUGAAGAUAUAUUAGUCCUUUGUGCACUGGCUAUGUUAUGUAUCGUUGUUAGCGGGAUUCCGGACUCCUUAAGCUAAAUUCCAGAUUCCAACGCUCAGGAUUUCGGAUUCCAAGGCAAAAAUUUUCCUACAUUUCAGAAUCCGGAUUCCCUUACGUGGUGUGAUAUGUUUGACAUACACAGCUUUCAUUUGGAGUCCCUUCGGGUAUUCUUUGUGGCCAAUAUUUGCUUCCAGGUUGCGGGCUUGCAGUUCUCUCUGUUUCCCCUCAAAACAAACAGACAAACAAACAAAAUAAAACGGAAAACAGACGGGCCAUGGAAAGGGUCAACCAAAUCUUCCCACGGUGCCUUUCGCUUUCAAAAGCUCGUUCCCAAGUUUCCACUCGAUCCUCUGAUAUCUUCCACAAGUGAGACUGGUCACAAAGUAAGACAUGCUCAGACUCAUUUUCCUAGCUUAUUUACAAUUUUUCAGUUCCUUUAUUACGUCCGUUUUCGCUGAAACUGAAUACGGACUGAGUUGCAGUUUAUUCAGUCCGUGGAUUUGUCAUUUUAGAGCUACGAAGUUGCGCGAAUGAGUCUUAUCAACGCUGAUGGGCCAAAUGAGACCCUCUCUUCCUUUAUUCGGAGCUUGUUCAAAGCGCUCGUACAUUUGAAUUGCUCGCCUGGGUGGUCAAAAAAUAACUAAUAUAAUGAUGUGCACUAUUUCUGCGCGAUAUGACUAAUGUGGAAAAUGUGUUUGUUGUUUUGUUAAAAGUCAAGCUGUAGAAUCUAAUAUUUUUCUUUGCUACGUUUAGUACCAAGACUUUUAUAUGUUUUUUAGCCUCCGGUUCCCCUUGUCGAUGUAGCCCUCUACAAUAUCACCGCUGACCCAUAUGAGAAGUACGACCUCAGCAAAAAGUUCCCGGACAUGGUAGAGAAGUUCCAAGAUCGAGUGCAGUCGUACAUGAGUGGUGCGUUACCUCCUGCUAAUAAACCAGGUGACCCGAAGGCGCGACAAGUAGCAAAGGAGAAUGGGGCCUGGACUCCGUGGAUGUGAUCGUCCUUGCAAUGGGCCAUUUCUGAGUUGCUCCAAGCCUCUGUUUCAAAGCGAGGCUAAGUGCGAAGCCAUUGAUAUGAAAAUGUUCCAUUAUUCUCAUGCAAAUAUAACUCAUUUUCACAAGAUAGGGUUUUGCACUGAGCCUCGUUCUAAAAAUAAGAGUUUUACGAACUCGGAAGAGGCCCAUUAGAGAAAUCCGGAGCUUUCCUUAUUUUUUUACUAGCUGUCCGUUUUUAGAUUUUUCUUGCAUUGCAAGUGUGAGUCAUUUGCAAAACUUGGCUUAGAAAGAGAAAUGGACAAUGAAUGAAAUAUUCACAUGAAAAUAUGUAGAAAAAAUUUCGAUUUAGUGCCUAAGGUUUUUUACUGUAAACGGCAGGGUAUAGGUUUUGGAGAAUUAAUUGUAAUUUUUUUCCGUCAAGGCAGUAUAGAUGUAGAAUCUUUCGAUUACAAACGUUUAAAACCCGUUUGGUAUCAUGAAUUUGUUUGUAAAUAUUAAUGGGCAUCUAUGCUACGCCAAAAGUGACAAAAUAUCAAAGAUGCAACUUUAUAAUUCAAAUCCACAAAUUCACUAUCAAGAUCGAUACAAUGAGCAUCAACUUGCUUUUUGAAUGUGUCAAGAUUAUAGAAUUUAAUUUUAAUUCCCGCGUGUUUCUUGUCAUGUAUCAAGAGAUAAUUUUUGUAAAUCAAGAUGCUUGUUCUUUAAAUCAAGAAAAUAGACGACAGUUUUUAAUCAUUUCUGUUUCCGAGAGGUAAUUAAAACGGGAACACAAGUUGGAAUUCAAGAU
This is a messenger RNA of Porites lobata, 2681 nucleotides long. The record is from the annotation of a GenBank genome assembly. Lineage: Eukaryota; Metazoa; Cnidaria; Anthozoa; Scleractinia; Poritidae.